This is a messenger RNA of Oikopleura dioica, 1143 nucleotides long. The record is from the annotation of a GenBank genome assembly. Lineage: Eukaryota; Metazoa; Chordata; Appendicularia; Copelata; Oikopleuridae.
AUGUUUGGAAAUUUCGGCGCUAUUAUUUUUGCUUUUAACGCUCUUCUUCCUGUUUUUGGUAUGAUUGUGCCGGAUCAUGACUUCAAUGGCUGGCUUGCUGAUACAAUCGGUCGAAAAUCAGCUCUUUUUUGGAACAAUGUUGUUUUCUUCUCAGCGAUCGCUGUGAACUUGGUGUUCAUCAAUUUUUACGUCUACGCUGUUUGCCGCUUUUUCAUCUGCAGCUCUGCUUGUGCCCUCAUGAUGAUAGCUACAUUGUAUGGCACCGAGACCGCGGUUCAUUUCAAAUCCGCUGCGUUUUUGAUCUGGUCUUGCUACAGCUACUUUGGAAUUUUAUUCGCUUCGUUGCUGUUUUACUUCUUUCUAGAUUGGAAAGAACAAAUGCUGAUCAAAUUGUUCUUAUCGCUUCUUUUCUUCUUCAUGACAUUCUAUUUUCCCGAAACCCCAGUUUACCUCGAAAACAUCAAAAAAGACAAAAGCUUGAAAUCCGAUCGACCGAAAAAAUUCGAUGUCGCUCCGAAUCGAAAUUAUAUUUGCACGAUGUUCAUCUUUUCUUUCUGCUGCAUCACGACUGCCUUUGUUUAUUUUGGCCUUUUAUGGGGAGCAGGUAGUUUGUCAGGCAGUCUUCACUGGAACUCUGCGAUAAAUGGAAUGAUGGCGCUUGUUGGGUCCAUGAUCAUUUUUCCUGUAUUGAAAAUCGCCACUUCGAAGACAAUCCUGAGUUACAGUUAUUUUCUUAUCUGCUUCGUUAUGGGCCUAGCUUGGGUGUUUCCUUCAACGAAAAUUCUUUCAAUAUCAAGUUUUAUCGGAAUAUUUGCGGUGGUUUUGACAUUCUAUGCGUAUUUUGACAUUGCGAAAACAUUCCCCGUCAGCUGUAGAUCGACAACUUCCGGCUUUUGUACUGUAUCUGGUCGACUCUUCGUCCUCGUCGUUCCGUAUCUGUCCCUGCUCCCAAAAACCUUCAGAAUCGGACUUCUCUGCAUUUUGCCCGGUAUUUGUGGGUUUUUAUACCGCUUUAUUCCCGAUGUUCCUGACAAUGUCACGCUCCAAAAUGUCUCCGACGCCAAUCAAGUUUUCAAACAAUCUCAUUUGCGAAUGAGAAGACGACAAAAGAGCGAAGAUAAAGGGCUUCUUUCUGUUGAAUGA